AUGUCGCAGGAAGAGGAGAGGGUGGCUGCAAACGGAAGAAGGGCAUGCAUCUUUUACAGGUUGAUGGUGGACUCCCUCAUCCAUGAGAAGCAGCUGGGGAUUCCAAAAAAGUUUGCUCGGAAAUAUGGGGAUGAACUUUCUGAUGUCGUUAGGCUCUCCGCUUCUGAUUCUAGUAUCUGGCUAGUCGAGUUAAGAAAACAUGGCAGCAGAUUAUGGUUCCAUGAUGGUUGGCAGAGAUUCCUGGAACAUCAUUCCAUUCAUUCCGGUCACUUUCUGAUUUUCAAGUACGAAGGGGACUCGACAUUUCAUGUUUACGUAUAUAAUCUGACUGCUUCCUGGGAGAGGAAUUCUCACAAUCCUCUUGGUAGCAAAGAAUUUAUUUCGAGCAGGCCCGAGCCUGUAGCUGAUUGGGAGGUCUUUCAUCAGGAUAAGGGGGUACAAGUCGACGAAGUUGAGCUCCAAAUUGCAGAUGAAAGUGAGCCAUCAGUGAUGAGGAAAGAUGGAGGUGAACUGCCUACUGUCGAGGCAUCCUAUGGAAAAUCUUCAAGGGAGUGUAACGCUGCCAUCAUUGAGGCAAGAGGGAUGGCUAUCCGUGCAGCUCACAUGUAUGAGCCCAAUAAUCCGUUCUUCCAAGUAAUCAUGCGCCCAUCUUAUGUGAGAGAGAAAUUUCUUGUGAAUCUGCCAGCCUCUUUCAUUGGGAUGCAUCUAAAGGGGGACUCCAGAGACAUCACUCUUCAGGUUUCUGAUGGGAAGAAGUGGCGCGUGCGAUGCCUUCUCUUCAAUGGCAAAGGCAAGAUAAGCAGAGGUUGGCGUGAGUUUGUGGCAGACAAUAAGCUGGAGAUAGGUGAUGUCUGCAUCUUCGAACUGCUUCGGAGAGAAGACAUUGUGCUCAAAGUUACCAUAUUUCGGGUUCCUGAGAUUGGGGUUGGGGCCUACUGUUGCGCAUCCUAUUCAGGAGGAAGCUCUUCGAUGAAGCUGACUUUUGAUAGUUCACAGAAGUCCAAUGGGCAACGUGUUCAAGCUUCCCCAAAAAAGCAAGGUGUUCAACUCCUGAAAGAGCUGUAUAAACGGUCUGCAUCGGAGUCGGCUGAAUGCAUCUAUCCUUCUAAGGCACUUAAGUAG
Messenger RNA from Eucalyptus grandis, 1122 nucleotides. Its product is annotated as B3 domain-containing transcription factor VRN1-like. Gene Ontology annotation, molecular function: DNA binding. Bases 1 to 1122 code for a protein of 373 amino acids. The record is from RefSeq and is a predicted model, not a curated record. The transcript has 7 exons. NCBI's taxonomy places the organism in Eukaryota, Viridiplantae, Streptophyta, Magnoliopsida, Myrtales, Myrtaceae.